This is a messenger RNA of Haliotis rufescens (red abalone), 2505 nucleotides long. RefSeq lists its product as uncharacterized. The record is from RefSeq and is a predicted model, not a curated record. The transcript has 2 exons. Lineage: Eukaryota; Metazoa; Mollusca; Gastropoda; Lepetellida; Haliotidae. The coding region runs from base 173 to 1792 and encodes 539 amino acids.
ACGGAGACAAUUCGGUCACCCAUGAUUCAAGAUCCAAAAUGGCAGCAGAGGAACUAGUACCGUUUGGGUAGAUCUUCACAGCUGUAUACUAGCAUCAUGAGAAUAAAAGUUCUGAACAAGGUGACACCGUCUGCUUAUUCGAAAUAGUAAAUUUAAAAUCUGACCAUCCAAGAUGGCAACAGGAUCCAAAGCACCUUCGCGAACCAAUAUGGCAACAGCAUCCAAAGCACCUUCACGAACCAAUAUGGCGAGAGAAUCCAAUCCACCUUCACGAACCAAUAUGGCGAGGGCAUCCAAUCCACCUUCUCGAACCAAUAUGGCGGCAGGAUCAGGUCCACCUACCCGGAACAGAGAUGAGGACAACCGGACAGAGCUGAUAGAACCCGUUGACGACGAUGGUACACAGAUAACCACCGUGAAUGCCCCGAUCAUUGACAGAAGGGGAACUCCAAGAACUGACAUCAUCCUGGCUCACACCCCAGGGCCGAUCACUACGAGGCAGGGACAGAAGCCUCGGACGGUCGGAGACCUUGUUAACCUCCACACACCCUCCCGUAUCAACCGUUACCACCCUCCUGGCUCCCCCGGGCAUAGCGUUGGUCAAGUGCGUGGGCUUUUUGUACCGUGGAGUCGUGAAGCUGAUUACGGUAGACGAGACCUGCCCUACGAGUUCCCGACUCAGAGAUUAGCGCCUUUAUCACAGGGGAACCAAACUCUAGCCACAAGAACCAUCACGAGAGACUUUGAUUUUUACGAACCACCUGUCGCGGAAUAUUCAAAGGAUCCUCUGAGAGACCGCUACCCCUAUAACGCGUACAACGGACACUAUUCCAGGAAUCCUCUGAGAGAGGAUGAAGAUGAGUAUGAAGGUCAUUACCCGUAUGAUCUUCCGAGUGGCCACUACCCAUACUUCUCCUACCCUCCCGACGAGCCGAGACGGAGGUAUUCAUACACGGAGCCGAUUCGACCUCCGCGAAUUAUUCGAAAGCCAAAAACACAUCUGGGACAUGUAAGUGAUCCGGGAAAGGUUCAGACAGCAGUGUGGAUCCAGAACCAUGCUGCGCCAAGGAAUCCAGGAGCUUGGCCAUUUAGCAUCCAACGUGAUGAGCAUCUAAACCGGGACUUCCUUGAAACUCCGUUGGGGAAGAGGAGGUAUAUAGGUCAUGUACCCCGACUGACUGACAGAGAUCGCUGGGACAGGCAAUAUGACGACUACCUCCUGUACAACGACGUCGACAGCGAAGUCUUAGAACAGCACAACCGCUAUCGUCGUCAUCGUCGCACUGAUCCUGCCAUCAUGGACACGUCCAAAUGGCUCAAUAAGAACUACGGUACCUUUCCUGACCACACUGACCAUCCGAAUUGGCUGCAAAGGGAAAAAGAAAUUCUCCGCCAGAGGGAGCGGGAACGCCAUUUUGGAAUGCGAAGGGACCAUCUCCUCACCAGAGGAAGUCUUUUACCGAUGGGGGGCUCCGAUCUGGGACCUGAUUGGCACAUGAGUGAAAAUGAGCGCCUGAAGUAUUUACACGAUCAGGACAUACUUAGAAGAAGAGAUUACAAGGACAGGCAUAGGCAUAGGCUUGUUGACAAUGAUUCUGACUUUACUAGUGUUUCUCAGAGGGCUGCGAAGAAGGAGAGAAUGAGAUUAGGUCCAUGGACUCCUCUAAACGCUCGUUCUGAGAGAAGAUACGACUAUAAACCCAACUGGCAGGUUAACGACAACUGGAGGUACAAGAAACCACAAGCCAACCAUCAAGUAGGGAAUGUAGCCAACUGGCUAGGCAACACCUAGUGACCAGUGGAACAUACGUGUUAAAACCUUUUUCAGUGCCGGAGUAUUUGUAUAUCCAGAGUCUUUUGAACAUGCAUUUGAUGAUAUGUAUUGCGAUUCAGUAUACAAGAACACACUGUAUAUAGUGGAACUCCUUUAAUCCGGACAAUGGUAUUCCCUGUCAAAUCGACAGAAUUAACGAAACAGGGGUACAGUUAUGUGAAGUCACUUUGUAUACCAGCGUUCAAGUUGCAUUCGUCCGGAAGUUGGGGUUUCCGAUUUAAGGUGGUUUCACUGUACACGAUGACCAUCGGGUAUAACGAACUCAUCGACACAGUGGAAAGUUUAGCUAUUCGAAUGAACAAUACUGGUCAUGUACACGUUACACCGUCUUCAGUAUGAGUUGACUGUAUGCCAUGAUAUUCUCUGAGCUAUAGGGCGGUGGGGUAGCCUAGUGGUUAAAGCGUUCGCUCGUACCGAAGACCCGGGUUCCAUUCCUCACAUGGGUACACUGGGUGAAGCCCAUUUCUGGUGUUCCCUGCCGUGAUAUUGCUGGAAUAUUGCUAAAAGCGGCGUAAAACAAUACUCACUCACUCUAAGCUAAAGUCACCAUUAAGUGUAAAAUUAUGACGGUUAAAAUAAAUGCAUCCUAUUGUAUAUGAUUUACGAACUUGCGAUUCUGUGGACAUGUGACUCAUUGCAGGUAUCUGCUGUAUAAAGGAAUCUGAUUUUCA